This is a messenger RNA of Archocentrus centrarchus (flier cichlid), 884 nucleotides long. RefSeq names its product chemokine-like protein TAFA-5. The record is from RefSeq and is a predicted model, not a curated record. Gene Ontology annotation, biological process: G protein-coupled receptor signaling pathway. Lineage: Eukaryota; Metazoa; Chordata; Actinopteri; Cichliformes; Cichlidae. The coding region runs from base 440 to 817 and encodes 125 amino acids. Gene Ontology annotation, molecular function: G protein-coupled receptor binding; receptor ligand activity. The transcript is spliced from 4 exons.
CUGAGGCAGUUCCAGCUUGUUUCAGCUCUGGCAGGAUUUACGCGGAGUUGCGGACCAAUGGAUCCAAAGGGCAAAGAGUCGUAAGUUGCAGGCGUAAAGCGGGAAAACUUAUAGUUUGAAGCAUAUUUUGGAUUUUAAUCCUGAGGGGACUUCCUGCAUCUAAAGCUGCUGCGCACAGCGACGCGCCGGGGAGAGCUGUGAGGACCCCGUGAUUUUCCGUGUCCAAGAAAGGAGAAGAAAAUUAUCUUUUCUACCCCAGACCUCCUCCACUCAGGAUUUUUCACUUCGGGCCCGUUUGUGGUUACAUAUCCCGGAGAUGACACCUGUCUCCUCCCGCCGUCCUUCUCCGGGUCGGAUAGGGAUGGAUGUGGCAUCGUGAGGUGGCACCGACCUGAGGAUAGUCACAGUUUGGACUUUUUACCCCACGCAUCUUUACCUCAUGCAGCUCCUUCGGCUGGUCUGGGCUCUGACUGUCGGUGCGGUCUGCUUACUGCUCCUCCUGCUCCUCCACAGCCAGAUCUUGAGAGAAGGCCAGCUGGUAGCAGGAAGCUGUGAGAUUGUUACUCUGGACCGUGACAGCAGCCAGCCCAGGAGGACCAUUGCCCGGCAGACGGCUCGCUGCGCCUGCAGGAAGGGACAGAUCGCUGGGACAACAAGAGCCAGACCGGCUUGUGUUGACCUUCGUAUCAUCAGGAGUCGACAGUGGUGUGAGAUGACUCCAUGCUUGGAUGAUGAAGACUGCAAUCUCCUGGUCAAUCAGUCAGGCUGGACCUGCACUCAGCCAGGAGGCCGAGUGAAAACCACCACGGUCUCCUGACAGUGGCAACUACAACAGAUGCUCACCAGCAAAAGCCUGGUUCCCAUCAUCCCCUGCCCAUCAUCGC